AUGAAAAUUCGCCGCUCCGUCAUCGGUUUGCGUCUGUCACAGGAGAAAUUUGGAACAAGCGGAAAAGAAAGAUGCUCCGUUGCCUUUUGCGUAAAGAAAAGGAGAAGAGAAAGAUGCUCUGUUUCCAUUACUUUUAGGAGAACUAAAUUUGAUGUUCUUGAGCUGUAUCUUCGUGAAUAUACAGGCUCGAAUACGACCACCCGCAUUCGAUGUUUCCAUGAAUCAGCAUCGUACUAAUAUUGUUGUUGCAGACGAGCAACAGUUGUUCUCAGUCCGGGCAUAAUUCCAAUUUCUAUACAGAGGCUCCAAUACGAAUAUCAUCCGCGUUCCAUUUUCCCAACACCCAACAAGUUAUGAGCGAGUCAAUGGGAGUACCCCAACCCCUCUUCACUAAAGAAAGUUGCUACGCAUUUCCAAGAAGGUUGCUGUGCCUUUCCAUUCCAAAAACUUUCAGUUCGUUGAUAGAUGGUUUUUU
Messenger RNA from Amoebophrya sp. A25, 475 nucleotides. The record is from the annotation of a GenBank genome assembly. Lineage: Eukaryota; Dinophyceae; Syndiniales; Amoebophryaceae.